Messenger RNA from Anopheles arabiensis, 1157 nucleotides. It is a transcript of the gene PIG-K, whose product is annotated as putative GPI-anchor transamidase. The transcript has 4 exons. The record is from RefSeq and is a predicted model, not a curated record. Gene Ontology annotation, molecular function: GPI-anchor transamidase activity. Gene Ontology annotation, cellular component: GPI-anchor transamidase complex. Gene Ontology annotation, biological process: attachment of GPI anchor to protein; proteolysis; protein localization to cell surface. The coding region runs from base 68 to 1105 and encodes 345 amino acids. Lineage: Eukaryota; Metazoa; Arthropoda; Insecta; Diptera; Culicidae.
GUGUCGUUAAAUAAGGUUUGUUGUGAACUCCGCCCGGUGGAAAGUGGUACCGCCGUUUGCGCAAAGAAUGUGGCUUCUUCAUGGAUUUCUGGUCAUUAGUUGGGGUUUGCUCGCUUCUUCAAACGAAAUAGAGCUACCCGCCAAGUUUGUUACCAGCAGUUCGCACACAAACAACUGGGCAGUGCUGGUUGAUACGUCCCGCUUUUGGUUCAACUAUCGACAUAUUGCAAAUGUUCUCUCCGUGUACCGUUCCGUGAAGCGGCUGGGCAUCCCGGACAGUCAGAUACUGCUCAUGGUGGCGGACGAUAUGGCGUGCAAUGCGCGCAAUCCACGGCCAGCCACAGUUUUCAACAAUGCAAAACAACACAUCAACGUGUACGGGUCGGAUGUCGAGGUGGACUACCGGGGCUACGAGGUGACGGUGGAAAAUUUCGUACGACUACUGACGGGCCGAAACGAAAACGGCACUGCCCGUUCGAAGCGAUUGCUCUCCGACUCAGGAAGUAACGUGUUGAUAUACCUGACCGGUCACGGAGGGGAUGGAUUUCUUAAGUUUCAAGACUCGGAGGAAAUUACAAAUCAGGAGUUGGCUGAUGCGAUCGAGCAGAUGUGGCAGAAGCAACGUUACAACGAGCUGUUCUUCAUGAUCGACACUUGCCAAGCCGCCUCAAUGUAUGAAAAGUUCUACUCUCCGAACAUACUUGCCGUGGCCAGCAGUUUGGUGGGGGAGGACUCAUUAUCGCAUCACAUCGAUCCGGCCAUCGGUGUGUACAUUAUCGACCGCUACACGUACAAUGCACUCGAGUUUUUGGAGCGCGUAGAGUGGAACAGCAAGAAGACAAUGGGCGAUUUUCUUUCCGUUUGUCCUAAGCGAGCGUGCAUCUCGACGGUGGGUGUAAGGAAGGAUCUUUACCCGAAGGAUCCCUACAAAGUUCCUAUAACGGAUUUCUUCGGUUCCAUUCGUCCGACAGAGAUUUCGUCCGACGUAGUCAACGUGACACUGUCAACCAUUCCAGAAGUAUUGUCAUCGCCAAAGCCAAUCAGCAAACCAAAUGCUCAACUGUUUUACGAACAGUUUCCAACCAAACUGUUUCAGCGAUCCUAGUUUGGGCCAGUAGCAAAUAAAAUCUGAACAAAACAAACGACAAGAAAAUCAA